Molecule: messenger RNA, 2681 nt
Organism: Thunnus maccoyii (southern bluefin tuna)
Lineage: Eukaryota; Metazoa; Chordata; Actinopteri; Scombriformes; Scombridae
Gene: best2
Product: bestrophin 2
Exons: 9
Coding region: 9-1889 (626 amino acids)
Molecular function (GO): chloride channel activity
Source: RefSeq, a predicted model, not a curated record
UGUCACCAAUGACUGUCACGUACACGGCCAGAGUCGCUAAUGCUCGCUUCUGUGGCUUCUCCAAGCUGCUCUUGGCCUGGAAAGGGAGCAUCUACAAGGUGUUAUAUAAAGAGUUCCUGGCUUUCUUUGCCAUGUAUACUGCCAUUAGCAUCACUUACAGAUUUUUCCUGUAUGAUGACCAGAAGAGGUAUUUUGAAAAGCUGGCAAUUUAUUGCAACCACUAUGCUAGCCUCAUCCCUAUGUCCUUUGUACUGGGUUUCUAUGUGACCCUGGUGGUGAACCGGUGGUGGAGCCAGUACACCAGCAUCCCACUCCCUGACAGGCUCAUGUGCGUCCUGUCAGGGGGUCUCCAGGGGAGCGAUGAGCGAGGCCGCCUGUUGAGACGCACUAUGAUGCGCUACGCCAGUCUGUCGUCCCUGCUCAUCCUGAGAUCUGUAAGCACAGCUGUCUUCAAACGUUUCCCCACCAUGGACCAUGUAGUAGAGGCUGGAUUCAUGACGAGAGAGGAACGGAAGAAGUUUGAGGGCCUCCACUCGCCUUAUAACAAAUACUGGAUCCCGUGCGUUUGGUUCACCAACCUGGCUGCUGUGGCACGUGGCGAGGGCAGGAUCAAAGAUGAUCACACACUAAAACUGCUGCUGGAGGAGCUGAAUGCGUUCAGAGGGAAGUGCAGCAUGCUGUUUCAUUAUGACAUGAUCAGUGUUCCCCUGGUCUACACUCAGGUGGUGACCUUGGCAGUGUACAGUUUUUUCCUGGUGUGUCUAAUUGGUCGACAGUUCCUGGACCCUGGUCAAGGCUAUCCAGGUCAUGACCUUGACCUCUACGUGCCCAUUUUUACCCUGCUGCAGUUCUUCUUUUACGCUGGAUGGCUCAAGGUCGCCGAGCAGCUGAUCAACCCUUUUGGAGAAGACGAUGAUGACUUUGAGACGAACUGGUUGAUAGACAGAAAUUUCCAGGUGUCGAUGAUGGCGGUGGAUGAGAUGUACGGAGAUCUGCCAAUGAUGGAAAGAGACCGCUAUUGGAAUGACUCUAACCCCAGACCACCCUACACUGCUGCCACUCUCUUUGUUCUCCGCAAACCCUCCUUCCAGGGUUCCACUUUCGACAUGGCGAUUCCUAAGGAGGAGAUGCACUUCCAGCCUCUGGAGGACAUUGCUGAGAACCUGGAGGAGUCAGGCAGUCGUCACCCCAACAUGGCCCUCUUCAACCGCCUCCUCAACGCAGCCCCCUCCCCCACUGGCCUCAUGGGAGGGGCUCUUCGGCGCACCUCAGCCCAGCUUCAGAGGCUACGCCACUCCCCCAGCAUUGACCAGUGCACCAGCGAUGAUGAAGACAAUGAAAGUUGUAAGAUAGGUAAAGGGGGGUCUCUGCCAUCAGGGCUGGGGCAGGACACCCAGAGCACCGUGAGUAGUUUUAGAGACGAGAAGAGCGCCACAACGCCUCUACUGGAGAUUCAGUUUGGGGCAGAGCAGGAGAAGCGAGGAGUGCACCCUGCUUUCAACCAUGGGAAGCUGGGGAGGGGAAGGGAUGGGAGGGGUGAUGAAGAUGGCCAGACAAGGGACGAGGGAGAGAAAACAGAGAGUACAAGGGGGGAGAUCCAAGCUCCUGUGUCACUACUUCCUCCCGCCCCCUCACAAUCCAAAGAGACUCCGAACUCUGCCAUUCCAAUCACCUCCCGUCACCCUUCUGCCUUCCUGUUUAACCCCACUGCCCACUCCAGUCUGGAGCACUGCAGCUCGCAGCCAAUUAUCAACCAGAACAGAGCCGUACCCGCCAUUCCCAAACCUCCUUUUGGUGGAAACAAAAUGUCCUUCCUCACUGUGCCAUCUUAUAAUGAACCUCAACGUUUUCGCAGUGUGAGCAUGGGAUCAGAACUCACUGGGUCUUAGGGGGGGACAAUGGUUUAUGAUGUUGUCAUGAACUUUUGACUCUUUGAAACUAUAAUGCUCGAUUCAGUGCACGUUUACGAUAAUGAAAUUAGUCAUAGAUAAGGAACCGUGCUUUCAUUUUUACUUUGAGUAUACAGCACCUUUGGGGCAGUUUUUGGAAAUAAGAUUGUUCAGAUUUUCCCAGAUUUUCUCAUAAAAACUUUCCAAAACAUCCUCCCAAUUCACUGCUGACUUUUCAAAGUCAACUGUGAACUGUACAGAAUUUUAACACAUCAUCUGGGACCUGGGAAAAGUUUGGUAUUUGAUGGCAUUUUGAAGGAAUACUCUGACAUCACGGAAGAUUCAUAGUCUUACUGAGUGUGGGAGAAGAAAAAUAUUAAUUUAAUACCUGUAUGUUCAGUACAGAGAUUACAUGUUUGUGCUAAGCUAGGCUACACAAAUUUCAUCAGGUUUAGCCUAGCUUUGCAUAGAGACUGGAGGCAGGGAAAAUUGGCCUCUAUCACAAAAAGGAAAAAAACACAUUCCAGAAAGUGUCUUAUUUACAUUUUUGUGUUUUUGCAGCUAGCAAAUCACUAACCAGUACAUCCAAGAUUUAUGAAAGUCUACAAAGCGUCAGUGUCGUCUAUUUUUUUGUUGUUGUAUUUUUCUUGUUAAAUACAGAAAAUACAACAUAAUAAGACAGCUUUGGAGUUUUGCAGGGUAUCUUUGAAGGAAUCAGGCUAGCUCUUUCUCUUAGAGCUUAAUUUGUGCUAAGCUAGGCUAAACACAUUGCAGAACUACCUCUGUACAGUA